Colletotrichum spaethianum is the source of this 1242-nucleotide messenger RNA. Its product is annotated as protein FYV10. Bases 1 to 1242 code for a protein of 413 amino acids. Lineage: Eukaryota; Fungi; Ascomycota; Sordariomycetes; Glomerellales; Glomerellaceae. Gene Ontology annotation, molecular function: ubiquitin protein ligase activity; protein binding. Gene Ontology annotation, biological process: proteasome-mediated ubiquitin-dependent protein catabolic process. Gene Ontology annotation, cellular component: nucleus; cytoplasm; GID complex. The transcript has 3 exons. The record is from RefSeq and is a predicted model, not a curated record.
AUGGGCGAUCACGAGCACUCCACGAUAAAGCAUCAGGACCAUCUCCUCCUCGACCAACCCCUCCUCCGCCUCCCGUACGAGCUCCUUCGCAAAAACUUCCGAUCCGCCCACUUCACCGUCGAAAAGGACUCGACUGCCAUCAAAACCCUUCUCAAGGAGACCGCCACAGCCUCGGUCAACGGCCGCGCAUCUCCCGACGAUGUCCUCCGCAAUCUUGAUACCAUGAUCGCCCGCAUGCGCGGCGUCAAGCGCAAGCUCACCGCCCACGCUGAGGAGGAGGCCCGCCUCACCCGCCAGGCCGGCGCUCGCAUCUCGCACCUCGGCGACCUCUACAACAUGCACUCGGUUGACGACGUCAAGUACGAGGCUUGGAGCCGCGCCCGUCUUGACCGUUUGCUUGUCGACUACCUGCUUCGCCACGGCUACAACGAAAGUGCCCAAGCACUUACCGCCGAGCGUAACAUGGAUGACCUGGUUGACGUUGAGACCUUUGUGCAAAUGAGUCGUAUUCAGGAAUCACUCAGAGGUGGGAGCGUUGUCGAGGCGCUGGCUUGGUGUCAGGACAACAAGAAGGAACUUCGCAAGAUGGAUUGCAACCUCGAGUUCAUGCUCCGCUUUCAGCAGUACAUCGAGCUUGUCCGCACCCAAUCCCAACCAAAACUCCUCGAAGCCAUCGCCCACGCGAAGAAAUACCUUGUCCCGUUUAAGGCAACGUAUCCGGAUGAGCUUCGUAAGGCCUUUGGUCUCCUUGCCUAUCCUCCUACAGCAGCCAACGCCGUUUACUCGGACCUCUACAGCCCAGACCGCUGGAAUGCCCUCGCUGACCUCUUCACUCGUACCCAUAACAACCUCCUCGCUCUCCCCUCCUACCCUCUCCUGCACAUCGCUCUCUCAUCAGGCCUUUCAGCCCUCAAGACCCCUGCUUGCCACUCAUUGAACUCAUCACACGUCGCUGCGGAUGCCAACACUGCUACCAAUGCGUCAGCCACUGCCGGCACUCAGUCCGUCUGCCCAAUCUGCUCGACGGAACUAAACGAUCUCGCGCGUAACGUCCCUUAUGCACAUCACACCAAGAGCUACGUUGAGCACGACCUGCUGCUAUUGCCGAAUAGCCGGGCUUAUGGCAAGGAGCGUCUCGAAGAGUACGCCAAGAAGUCGGGCUUGCCGCCUGACCAGGUCAAGGAUUUGCGCACCGGCGAGGUCUACUCCAUGGACAAGCUCAAGAAGGUCUACAUUACGUGA